Molecule: messenger RNA, 1419 nt
Organism: Williopsis jadinii
Lineage: Eukaryota; Fungi; Ascomycota; Saccharomycetes; Phaffomycetales; Wickerhamomycetaceae
Gene: FUS2
Product: Fus2p
Exons: 1
Coding region: 1-1419 (472 amino acids)
Source: RefSeq, a predicted model, not a curated record
AUGUCAACAUCUUCUAUCUACUCAUCGGUCUUAUCAAUUUACUCGGACUCAUCAAAUGAAGAAGCAGAACCAAUUGCGAGCGACCUUCCAACAACCUUCAACCCAUAUUCCAAAUCACUAUGGAUUAACACGAGAGGAGAAGUCGGUAAUACAACCAUUAAAGCCAUCAAUGAAAAGAUUACGAGAGAAAACACGAGGCUCUAUCCGGAACGAACUCAUUUCACAGAGAGUUAUCAGUUCCCGAAGAGAACCAAAUCUCUCGACAUUCGCAUAGAAGAUUCCAAACAUGAGCCCAGUGAUGAUGUAUAUUACAUUGAUGAUAUCGUUUUAGAGGAAAACCAGCUCUUGAGUCGAUUACGCAUCGCCCAGCUAUACAGGAAGUACUUGCACACGAAAUAUGCACACAUUCUCACGUCUAAGAUGGAAUACCAGGUAUUUGGGGACUUAACGUCACUUAUAGAACUGAGUUUAACCUUUGUGAGGCUUCUCCAAUCGCACGGUAUCGAGGCACUCUUCUCACAUAUCAAAGAACUACAAAAAGUGCGUUAUCCUGAUCCAGAUGCUCUGGAAGGUCUAAUGGAUACCAAUGUUUGGGAUUGGUUGGAUGAAUGUGAGUUUAAUACGAAAAUGAGACUAUCUUAUGCAUUGAAUAGUCCAGAGAAGAGAUUACUAGAAUAUCUAAAGAUCAUUAAUUCUAAGCUGUUGACUUGUGAUGACCAAGUAAGAGUUACCGUGUUACACGAUGAGAAGCGAGCAUUAGAGGGACUGAUUGACUCCGUUUCAAGGACCCAUGAGGUUGAGACUGAAGAUGGAUUGGAGAACCUAGUGAGCACAUUCAACAGGAAACAUCAUUCGUUAACUUUGCUACUUCAAAGUUUCCAACAAAUAGGCUUACCAAUGUUGAAGUUUCUCCAAUACCAGAAGAAUCUCACUGUUAAAUGGGAACGGUUCAUGGAAUACGAGGAUGACUGUGAUGAACGAUAUAUCAGAUCGAUAUACCAGUCAUAUCUUAACAAACUGGGAGAGCAAGAAAGUACCACGCAUAGAAUGGUUGUGGAGUUCAACGAACGUGUUCUCAGAGCCUUGGGGAUGAUGCUUGAGAGUUGCGAGAACAUUGGGAAGCUCAUCAAGAGGCAUAAAUCUACACAACAAAGGAAAAUAGAGAACCAGAUUCUUGAUGAAUUACCUGAUUUCAUAUCUAUAUUGGCCCAGUUUGAAGAACAAGUUGUACUAAUGUACAUACAGUUCGUCGAAAGGUGGUUUUGUAUGAUGUGUGAUGGCAAGAAGCUGAAGAUCAUUGGUGAUAACUUUGACAUAAUUGAGAUGUACGCCAUGUCAAAGUAUACUACAAAACAAGCCAUGAAGGAAUUCAAAGGAAUUCCAGAGAGCAAAGUUGUUCGUCGUCUGUUUGGUGUAUAG